Molecule: messenger RNA, 2270 nt
Organism: Pelobates fuscus (common spadefoot toad)
Lineage: Eukaryota; Metazoa; Chordata; Amphibia; Anura; Pelobatidae
Gene: PHF10
Product: PHD finger protein 10
Exons: 13
Coding region: 59-1567 (502 amino acids)
Cellular component (GO): npBAF complex
Source: RefSeq, a predicted model, not a curated record
GUAGUUUCCAGCUCGGUGGGUAGAGUUAGGCGAGCGACGCCUGCGGCCUAGUCCAUCAAUGGAUCCGCCGGGAGAGAAGGAAGAUAACUCGAACGAUGGCCGGGAUCCAGAGGAUAAUUCAAAUGAUGGGAGCCAGCCUGCCAAGCGGAGAUGCACAGCCUCUGGGGAGAGCUCCCCAAUCUGUGAGAAUUCAAGUCAGGAUUUUGGAUCCAAUUACUUUCCAGCAGAAAAUCUAAUUGAAUACAAAUGGCCACCAGAAGAAACGGGGGAAUACUGUAUGCUGCAAGAACAAGUCAGUGAAUAUUUAGGUGUUACUUCCUUCAAGCGUAAAUAUCCAGAUUUAGAGAGAAGAGAUUUGUCCCACAAGGAGAAACUUUAUCUAAGGGAACUAAAUGUCAUUACAGAAACACAGUGUACUUUAGGUCUGACAGCUUUACGAAGUGAUGAAGUAAUUGACCUUAUGAUAAAGGAGUACCCAUCCAAGCAUGCAGCAUACUCUGUCAUACUGCAGGAAAAAGAGCGCCAGCGAAUUACUGAUCAUUACAAGGAAUAUUCAAUAACUGCUGGAGAAAUUCAGAAUGAAGUAUGUGAUCAGGAUGAAACAGGGAAACAAAUGCAGCAACAAAAUACACAGAAGGUGGAACCUAGCAAAGUCCCAGAGUAUAUCAAGAAAGCUGCUAAAAAGGCAGCAGAGUUCAACAGCAACUUAAACCGUGAAAGGAUGGAAGAAAGAAGGGCCUAUUUUGACUUACAAACACAUGUGAUACAGGUGCCAAAGGGAAAGUACACAAUUCUACCCACCGAAGUAACGAAAGUGAGCCCAUAUCCUGUUUCCCUCAUACCUGGACAGUUUCAGGAGUACUACAAAAGGUAUUCCCCAAAUGAGCUCCGCUACUUACCACUCAACACUGCUUUAUAUGAACCACCUCUUGAUCCUUUAGACCCUGAGUUGCUUGCCCUUGACAGUGAUGGAGAUUCAGAUGAGGUGGAAGAAAGUCGCAGCGAAAAGAAAAAAACCAAAGGUUCCUCAGGAAGUUCUUCUGGUAAUGUCUCAGAAGGUGAAAAUACACAGGACACCCAGGAGGACUCACUUCAGGGAAACCCUAAGAAGAAAGAGAAGCCAACUCCGAAAAAAGAGGGCACCAAACGUACUGUACUGUCCAAAACUCACUCCGGGUACAAGCCAAAGUCCAUUCCAAAUGCUAUAUGUGGGAUUUGUCUGAAGGGUAAGGACGUCGCCAAGAAAACCAGAGCUGAGAAACUAAUACACUGCUCCCAAUGUGAAAAUAGUGGACACCCUUCGUGCUUAGAUAUGUCUCCAGAACUGGUUGCUGUUAUAAAGAAAUAUCCAUGGCAGUGCAUGGAAUGUAAAACGUGCAUCAUUUGUGGGCAGCCACACCACGAAGAGGAGAUGAUGUUUUGUGACCACUGUGACCGUGGCUACCACACAUUCUGUGUUGGACUUGGUGCUCUCCCUUCAGGUCCCUGGAUUUGUGACUGUUGUCAAAAUGUUCCAGCCACACCAAAAAAAGGAGUCAAAAGAGUCAAAAACAGUAAAGAAGGAUAGCAGAUGUUUUUUUCGUUUUUAUUUUUAUUUCAGAUGUUGAUUGCAGAAGUCUUUCUACACGGUUGCUACUUGACCAGAUAUCCUUGAGUGCUUUGAAAUCAAUUGCACAUAUGUAACAAUUUUUCACAUUUUUACACCAACUAAUAAAACUUUUGGAAUUAUUUGCUGGCAUACUGGGACCUGACAUGAAUGGGAUUGUUUUGUUUGUAUCGUGUGUUGUCUUUCUUUUUUUUAAAACCUAUACCGUAUUUUAGACUACAAAUACCUCAUAUUGCUGGUUUAAACAAGAUACAAUUACUUGCCCUUAAAACUCCACUGUGUCUACACAAACUGUGUUGAAGUUGCAUUGUGUUUUUAUCUAAAAAUGCAGGGUGUUAUUAACUAAUCAAGGGACUACCAAGAGGUCUGUAUUAAUGUAUGCAAUUAUUGGUGUUAUAGUUGUGUAAUAAUGUUUUAUAUAAGAAGCAUGAGUAAAUGCCAUUUUGACUUUAUUUCUCAAAAUGCCAUGGUUAUGCACAUAUCAUGUAUCAAGAAUCAUUUUGUUUAACUAAAGAAAUGUUAUAAAUUACUGCCAUUUAUUUGUUGUCAUUGGUGUCCUAACCGCAACCUCAAAAGCUCUUUGAAGCCUAGAAAUUGCACGACACAAAGGUAAACCUGCCGACAAAGUACACUUUGUCACAAUAAAUGACCUGAAAUCUGGAAA